Molecule: messenger RNA, 8743 nt
Organism: Nilaparvata lugens (brown planthopper)
Lineage: Eukaryota; Metazoa; Arthropoda; Insecta; Hemiptera; Delphacidae
Exons: 10
Coding region: 357-6752 (2131 amino acids)
Source: RefSeq, a predicted model, not a curated record
CCCCUCUUGUGUUGCAAGUUGCAAGCAAGAGAGCUCGAGCAUGCAAGUGCAAGAGUAGUUUUGCAAAAUGGUGUGAUGGUGAAUGGUGAUCUCUUCAUCUCAUGUUGUUUUGCAGUGUAGGUUAUGAUCAUGUCUUUGUUGAAUGAAUUCAAAAAGUAUCAAAAUUUCUGUAGGCCCAUUAGUGAAAUGAUUUACAUAGUUAAAUGGUUUUCUCAGUGUUUUGGUGAUUAAACAUUCAAGGGCGCUGUUGUUUGAGUUUGAAUACUAGUAGACCUACUUAUCUCAUCUUGAGUUAUUACGCAUUACAAAAUUGUUAGAGGGUUUUAAAUUAUAUUUUACUAUCAACUGCACUUGAAAUGUCGCAACCCGGCAAUCGGAGGCGUCGACGCAAACAUGGAAAAAACAAAAAUGAGGGGCCAUCAUCCAAAGAUGAUAAUUCAAGAGACGAGUUGUACGACGACUUCCUAUUAAUGUUUGGUGAAUCAAUCGACCCCAUUGAAAUUUACAACGUCCUGAAAAAAAAUGAUUGGAAACCUGAACCUUCAGUUGACGACCUGAUGGCGAUGUCAGUGAGUGCCGAUUCCAAAAAGCCACCCAAAAAGUUUGACGCAUCCGUGUUCGAAGACGAUUUUGAGUAUGCAACAAGAGCAUCGACGUCACACCAAUCUGCUCAAAAUUUAAAUUCAUACAGUUUUUCACCAGCUAAAAUUCGACAGUACGACGGGUUCCAUGAUGCCAAAGUAGUUUACAAGGGCGACAAUUCGGAGGAAGAAGCCGACGCUGACAUCAUAAUUGAAGAAGAGGAUGUCUCUACUGAUAAUGGUUUGAGAGUGUUGCAGGAAUUCUCUACUCCCUUCCAUAAGAACGUUUUCAUGAAUGCCUGUGCAGCUAAUAUACCGUCCAGCUUUGAUCAUGUCAAACAAAAAGAAAAUCAACCGAAAACACUGAACAGAGAUUUUGAGAUAUUGAAUAUCGAGAAUAAUUCUGCAUUUCAAAAGAAUUCGAUCACUCAAAUGUAUGCUUCCGGUGCUUCUAAUAUUACUGAAGCAUAUCCUCCUGUUGAAAGUGUUACAACUUCAAUCAAAGUCAUUUACGAAGGGUGUUUGGAAAUAACUGAUACCGUUGACAGAAUCUGUAGUCUUGUGUUGAACUCUAUCAAAGUGAUUGUUUUAUUGAGAGGGUGUCCUGGUAGUGGUAAAUCGUACAUGGCUGAGAAAAUUAUUUCGAAUGUCAAUAAAAUCCGCCCAGAGAUUGAACUGCAGCUUAAAAAUCAUGUUUUCAGCACCGAUGACUACUUUAUGACGCCCAGAUAUGGUUACCGGUUUGAUCCGAAAAUGCUACCGAGCGCACAUACCUGGAAUCAGACUCGAGCCGGUAAAGCGUUGAUGCAAAAUGUGAACCCGGUAAUAAUCGACAAUACAAACACUCAGACCUGGGAGAUGGCUCCUUACGUACAGGCUGGUGUUCAGUAUGGCUAUGUUGUCGAAAUUUUAGAACCUGAAACGAAAUGGAAGUUCAAUGAGUAUGAGCUGUUUCGUCGAAAUAUACACGGGGUACCGCGAGUGAACAUCAAGAACAUGUUGGAGAGAUAUGAGCACGGUAUCACAAGAAACAACAUUUUUCCAAUAUUUCAAUACAAGUACGACCCUUCAAAACAGCCUCCUCAGAUUGUUCCCGAUGGAGAAAAAAAUUCUCGUAAAAUUGGUUCGAAAGUUGAUACAGUACAAUCCAACUCAUAUAUCAGGCCAGCUAAUUUCCCUCAGACUUCCAAUCUACCUAACAGUUUUCCAUUGGCUCCACAGCCUGCCAGUCAUGGACAAGAAGUCGAUAAUAAUCAACCGAAAAAUAAUCUCGCAACCCAAGAAACUAACUUCUCCAAUUUGACUGCAUCUUGUCGAACGUUCUUUGAAAAGUCACUGUUAUCGUCAGCUACUGGAACUGAUAGUGCCAAAGCGCUUCCAACUUUCAGCAAUGAAAAAUCACUGCUAUCUUCGGCUACUGGAGUUGAUAAUUCCAAAUCUUAUUCUGCUCGGAACAAUUUUGUUCAAAAUGGAGAAGCUAGUGGUGCUAAAAUUGCAAACGAGAAACUUGAUCGAAAUAAAGCACCUUCUAGAAAUGCGUUACUAAGCAGUAUGAUGAUGAAAGAUUGUAAUAUGCCAGAUGUUGUGGCUAAAACUCCGAGUGUACCGCAGGGUUGGUUGACUUUUAGUAACCCUGUUUUACCGAAGACAGGGUCUGACGGUGAUAAAGAUGUAAAUAGUGUGAAGAGCAAUGGUAAUUUAAUCGAUUUCGAAAGUAGAGAGCUAGUAGGGAACUUGGAUAAUCGAGAAUCGGGAAUCGUAACAGACUUGUAUGCAUCUCGAAGAGAAUUAUUACCAAAGGAGGCAACCUUACUAAGCAAGCUUAAAGAAGCCAUAUCUGAACAAGCUCAGUUGAAAUCUGCCUUCUCAUCUGUGGCAUUGACAUCCGAUCCAUCUGGAAGUACAGGUCUGAAAGAUUCACAAAUCAUAAAUAACGAUAAUACGUUACCAAAAACUUUUCCCAAUGUGGAGACACUUGCAAGUCCUCAACUAGAAUCUGUCAAUGUCAAUGGGAACGCCUUCAAGAACAAUUCAUGUUUGAUGGAUGAAGCUCUUCCCACUUCUCAGAAUCUAAUGCCAUGCAUCGAUUUGAACAAACCUCCAUCAAAUAUCCAGCACAAUGCAGAGCUUGCACAAGUAUGUGACAUCCCUUCUAGUCAAUCCAAACACUUAACAGCUGUGGAACAUGACAGUAUUCAGAAAAAUACCGAGGCUGCACAUCUCUCUGAUAACGUUUCUAGUCCAACUAAAGACUCAACAGAUGUAGAAAAUGAAAGUAAACUGAGCCCUCGUGAGGAGGAUAACAUCGAAAAGAUGUUGAGCAUGGACGCUGAAGAAAAUCAUCUUGAUAGCUCUCAAUCUUCUCAGGAUGAUGGUUCUAGUAAUAAAAUUGAAGGAGAGAAGGAAAAUGACUCGAAUGUUGUUAAACAACCUUGUCAAAUGACUCAUUCAACAACCAAUGAGUAUGAUCAUCCAGGUUCCGAGAUGAAUAGAGGAGACUCAUGUUUGAAAAAUGACGAGACACCAAAUCUAGAUAAUUCUUCUGACGUGGCUGAGAUUAAUGAAGCAUCCAACGUUGGUUCAGAUUUAAACACUGAGAACAAACAAUCGUCCAAUCCAGUUUCAAAUGAAAAGGUUGAAACAUCACUCGAGAACGCCUUCAAAACGUUUAGAUUCAAAACAACUAAAGUAGACAACAGUUCCAGUAGCAAGAAAAAAGAUUUAUUCUUCUCGGAACUGAAGGAUGAUCCUGUCGAUGAUUUUUUCGAUGAUGCUGAAAUAUCUGCACUCUUGCAAAGUCUUGUAGAUUUGGAUCUGGAAUUCGAGGACGUUGAUCCAACAGAUGAUAGUGAUUCUGAUGAGGAAGAACCUACUUCGAACGAAGGAAUCAAAACUGUUUCAAAAGCAAAUGAUUCCCCCGAUAAAGAGUCAACUGCUCCUACAACUGAAUCCGCAAAUACGAACAAAGAUCCUACUAAUACUCUCAAACUAACUGACUAUUCAAAACAGUUGAUUUCUAACAAUGAUUCUACCAAUAUUUGCCAAUCAUCUGACAGCUCAGAACAGACAAAUAUGAACAGCGAUUCUACAAAUAUUGUCAAACCAACUGAAAGUUCAGACCCGUCAAAUUCAAAAGGUGAUUCAAGCAAUAUUUCCAAACCAAUUGACAGUUUGGAGCAGCCUAAUCUAGACGAAUCAUUGAAGACUUGUGAUGAUAGUGACAAAUGUAGUUCAAUGUCUCCCAUCGCCGUUUCUCCACAAUCUAAAAGUGCUGCACCACUGUCAUCUGAUGAAAGCGAUGGUCUAAAUAUUAGCACGUCCACAAGAAUUUUGUCUGAUUCCUGUUAUAUGACAGUCGCUGAAGAUGACAACAUCUCGGACUCAGUCUACUUCGAUGUCGACUCUGAAAAUGAUAAAUCCACGAAUGUCGAGCCAGGCGACACUUGUAAACGCAAUCUUGAUAAACAACGUACAAUUGAAGAAGACAACGAAGAAAAAGAUAGUUCAAAUGAACCGGACAAGGGCAUGGAGAUCGAAGAUGAGGAGAGAAGAGAAACUGAUUCGCAAAUGUCGUUUGUAAAUGACGGAGGUAACUCUAAUAAAAAUAAUGACUAUGAAUCUUUUGAAAUAAUAGAUAGAAAGGUAGGUGAAGACGUAAUUGAAGAUGCAUCACUACAAAGCUUUCAAGCUGUUGAAGAAAAUAUAAGUGAUAAUGAUGAGAAAGAAAGUGAUCUUGCUAAUCAAAUAUCAAACAUUACUUUGCAAGAAGAAGAAAGUGCUAAAGCGAAUAGUUCUUCAGUUGAAGAGCCUGCCGUUCAAAAGCCAUCCAAUAUUAGUUUUGAUGGAGUGAAAGCUCUCAUCAAAGGAGGUGUGCCUGUUAAAACGUUUGAUGUUAUGUCGUGGUUGAAAAGUAGUUUAAUCAAAGAAAGUAGUGAGGAAGAUAGUGGUGUCAAAAAUAUUUUGUUGGAACCUGAAGAAAAACAGUCUGAAAAAAAUGCGGCAACUAAUGAAUCAAUGAUGAUUGACGAAAGUGGAAAUGUGAAUUGUAAAUUUUUAGAACAAAUUUCCAAAAUAUCACAAGAAGACGUUGACAAUAUCGCUACAAAACCUGCUGAUAAUGUGGAAAGAACAGUAGGCCUACCAGCUGUACAAAACUGUUCCCUUAUUGGCUCCAACCAAUCAAACAUACAAGCAAAUAGAAGAAAAAAUAAAUUCCUGAAUUGGGAUAGUGUUGAAGACUCUGAAAAUAGUUGGGCGGAGAAAAUGAAGAAUACUUUGGGGGGAAGUAAUGGAAUAGAAGAUGACGGAAAAGUUACUAAACCUCGGAGAGAAAACAAUCUACUAGGGAGAUUAGCAGGUUUGGAUGAGAAGUGUGUUAACAACGAACCAAGUGAUGCGGCUGCUGCUACUAGCAAGGUUAUUAAGGAGGAGGAGGAGGAGGAGCCCUCCAGUUGUAUUGAGCCGUCUGGUGAACAAGCAAAUUCGGAAACAUCCAAUGACAGUGAGUCUUUUAGUCAGAAACUGUCAGCUUUGGUCAAAAUUUUCCCCGAAUCACAGGCUCUCUACUUGGGGGAAGUACUAAGGCAGUGUCAUGGAGAUGUGAACUGGGCAGCUGGGAUCCUCCUUGAAGGAGGUUGUGAGCGGUCAGCCGAAGCAUACUGCGCCAAAGACACAGCUGCCGAACUGGUCGAAAUCAAUAGGAAAUCCAGUGACGAGGACCAACAUCAGGCUAGUUGCUCGAAAAGCAGUCUGAAGCAAAAACAGAAGAAAGAGAAGAAGAACGCCAACAAUAACAUGUGUGAGGCACGUUUGGAGCUGAAGAAAAUCAUGGAGCAGAACUUCGUUUUGAGUGAGAAUAGUUAUUCCGAUCACUUGUUGAAGUUGUUGAAAUUCAGGAGAGGUGAAAUUGAUCCUGAAGAAAUGAUGGCGGACGAUCAAGCAGAAGCCGAGAUGACUGAUGCUUGUGAUCCAGAUUUUGAUCCCAGUCAUCCUGCGGAACAGCUUGGAGCAGCCGGACUUCCUAGUCAACCUAGAGAGUUGGAUGGUAUGGAUUUUCUUGACCAGGAUCCGCAGACCGCAUCUGCAGAGGGAAUUCCUGAAGAUGAGCAAAUGCUCGAAUUUGUUUUCAACAAAGAUGUUAUCACCACUCUCAGCUACCAUUUUGGAAGUUCUGGAUUUCCACUUGACAUGACUGGUGUGAGUUGUCCUGUGAAGCUACCAUUGAGGCUUGCUAGAGAACUGCACAGCUAUUGGAUGGACUCAGUCGAAGAGUUCCUUAUCAACGAGAAUAUCGCUAUGCAAAUGAUGAUCAAAGAAGAUGAAGAGCUAGCCAAGAGACUGCAACAGGAAGAAGCAAGUGCAGUGAAUCCCAACCUACAAGAAGUGAUUGACUAUGAAACUGCUCUAAUGCUGCACGAAGCCAACUUUAAAAAGACAAGGGAGGCCAAUGAUUCGACAGUAGCUGCAAAAUUAUCGUUGAGCAUUCUGGCCGAGAAGUAUCCGAAUGAGAAGGAAGAAUUCUUGAGCCAAUUGCUGAGCUCCAACAAUAAUUCGUUGCACAAUACGCUCGAACUUCUCAAAAUUACCAGAGAAGAACAGCACCAAAGCCAUGAACAACAAAUUGCCGAUCACAAUAAACAUGAGUUUGAUAAUUGCGACGGUUCAUCAGUGUUCGAAGAAUCAGAAACAUUGCAAAGCAGCUACGAACGGAGUCGAGAAGAAGCCAAGAUGCACUUCUUCAAGCGCAACGAAUACUUCCAAAAGGCAAAACAGGAAUACACAUCUGGCAGCAAAGCAGCUGCCUCAUUCUUCUCGCAACUGGCUAGCAUGCAUAUGAAGAAAAUGGAAGAAGCCAAUUGCAGAUCUGCAACUCUCCUUCUAUGUACCUCUCGCUCUACCAAGAAUACGCUUGAUCUCCAUUUCUACCAGGUGAAAGAAGCAGUCCAGGUUUUGGAUUUAUUCCUCGAUGCCUCCAUAAGUCGACUGGAAGAAAGUCGAAAGCCUAGAAUGAAACUUUACAUCAUAACCGGACGGGGACUACACAGCGUCAACAGGAAAUCUGUUAUCAGACCAAUGGUCAUGACAAGACUCAAACAACGCAACAUACGGUAUCGCGUAGAUGAUAUGAAUCCAGGAGCGAUCAUUUGCACUCUGACCCGGUGCAAUACAUAAACCGAUGUGUUCCGCAGUCAUAGAUAGCAGUAGGUUUUUAUUCUUAUACUCCUAUGUUAUUUUUUAAGAUUUAUUUUAAAACUUUUGUAAUGAAAGACAUUAUUUAUAAGGUUCAGAUUGAGGAAGAAAAUUUUGCUGCUCUAAAAUGAGUUGCAGUAAAAGGUUGAUUGUAUUUAUCAACAAAAACAGGCUCAAUCUAUUAGAGAACUCUUGGAUUUUUAUUAAAAAUGGGAUCAUGUGCUUACUAUAAUCAUCAUUCUUCUACUCAGAUGAUAAUAAUUAUGAAAAUUUUGAAAUGAACAACUAUUGUCCGCUUACCAAUUAUUAAUAAUUUUAUUAUGUAGAUUUUAUGAUCUCUAUUAAUUAUUUAAAACCGACGAUGCCUUCCUAUUCACAAGUAUGCCUUAUUAAUUAUUAAGUGUGAAAAUGUUUUCAAGUCUGUACAAACUCGUUGUAUGUUAGAUGAAUACCUACGAUUUUAUGGUUGUUGAGUGUUAAUAUUUUUCUAAUAUAAUGAAUAUUUUUAAUAAUUCAGUAUGAAGAAUUUAUAUAUUUCAAGUAGACAACAGCCAAUGUGGAGAACAGGGUCUUUUCAUCUACGUAUUAUGUAAACCAGAAAGAAUAGUAUGAUUUAAAAUUUGAGUAUCAUCUUUUGUAUUUUACGAAUUUGGUUCGUUUCACAAAAAAUAAAUUUUCCAUUUGAAAAUAGACUAUGUACCUGAGUUAAUCAAGUUUUCAAAACUCAUUUGAUGAUCAGAUAACACGAGAAGAAAUUUGGUUUCGUAUCGAUGUUGUGUUGAAUCGUUGAAUUUUGAGUCAAAUGUUUCAAAUCGACUUGAAGUAAUCUACAAGAUAUCAAAUGAAACUCAAAGGUGAAACAAAAUACACUUUCAACGAACGUUAAAUAAAGUUUCACAUAGAACCCGUUACCAUUUUAUGAUUGUUACCAUGAUUUGGUCGACUAUAAUUUUAAAUUUUCCAUGCUAGCUCAACUAAUGCUAUAGGGUUAGGGUCAGGGUUCUAACUAAAAAGGGUUUGUAAAUUAAGAUUUCAAAAUUGAGACUAAGAAUUCAGCAUUUAAUAGUAAAAAUAAAUCUAUUAUCAAUUUUCAUCAGGAAGCUCUGUUUUGUGUUUGUUGUAAUUUUCAUAUUCUCUUCAUUCAAACGUAAAUUAAUGUAUUUAAAAAACUAGUAUUUUCAAUAAUCGAUUAUACAUUCUCAUCACUUAUCAUAGUUUCUCUUUUCAUAUUAUAUCAGCAUGCUGAUUUAAAAAUCUAUAAAUAAUUGUAUUUAUGAUUUUCCCAUUUGUAUGAUUAAGUUUUCCGACUUUGAGUUUAGACUUUGAUAACAAAGUUUUAUAACUUUUAUUAAAGAGAUUUCCCUCAUUACUUUCAUGAAUUCAUUUAAUCUUAGACAAUUAUAGACAAUAAUUAUGUAUAUUUUAUUGUUUUUAAAGUUAGUCUAUUUUUAAUUUAGUCCUUCCUCAAAUUGCAUCCAUAAAUUUCUUAAAUUAAAGACAAGAUGGAAGCAUAAUAUUUCAAGUGUAUAUAAUUUAAACCAAAGAAGUAAAAAUCAACUUCUUUUUUUUUCAUUUAACAAAAAUAAAUUAAGAUUAUAAUGUAAUCGCAAAAUGCAGAAAAUGUAAUUAAUUUUAAGAGAAUAGGUACUUCAGUUUUUCAUAUUAUGUUAUUAUAUUAAUAAUUAUAUUCAAGCCACUAGUAAAUUCUAUCGAACGUUAUGAUGGAAGUAGCCAAUUUCAAUCUAGUGUGGCGAUUUACUGUACAAAUUAAAUAUUAGUUGAAUUGAUAUAAAUUUCUUAUUCAUCAACAUGUAUUGAGUGAAGUUUAGUUUUUCAUGUUGGUCGUGCAAUUAAUUCUAUGAUAGAUGUAUCUUUGGUUUAUACCGUAUAUUGUUGAUAGUCUAUUUCUGUUCUUAUCGAAGUCGUGUUCUAAUGAUUCAUAUAAGUAAAUAUAUGUUAUUUUGAUAAAUGAA